AUGGAGGAGCCUCUUCUCCCCAGGCGCCAGGAGGAUCUGGAGAAUCCUCCCCUGCCCGAUGAUGAGAAUCCUCAGGAUCUGCCCCCGGAGGAUCGGCGCCAGGAGGAUCGGCGCCAGGAGAAUCGGCUGCCAGGGGAUCGGCGCCAGGAGAAUCUGCUGCCAGGGGAUCGGGGCCGGGAGGAUCGGCGCCAGGAGAAUCAGCGCCAGCUUCAGCGCCAGGAGGAUCGGCCGCCCCAGCAGGAGCCAGGGAAUCAGCGCCAGCUUCAGGCGCAGGAGGAAUUCACCACCAGAAAGUUUUUGGCUGCUGUACUGUCUCUUCUACUUCUUCUGAUGCCUCUCAUCUCGGGUGCUAUGUUUGGGCCUGUCGGGAUGGACAUCCAGAGCGUGAGCGUGAUCGAGAGCCUGGUCGUCUUUGGCCUUGCUGCUUUUAACUGCACUACCUGCUUUCUCAGUGGGGAUCUUGUAACUUGUGCAGUGAACAAGUUUGGAACGCUGGUGGAGAUACUCUACACUGUCCACACCUCUGGCAGCUUCCUCUGGCCCCCGGUGAUCGUCACAGCGUGGUAUGUUUCCUUCGGGCUUUUGGACCUCUUCUUUCCUACUUGGGAGCUUGUGGGUUACAUCGGCAUUGCGACCACACUACUCUCCACAGCAUCGCCCCUGGGAUUCGCAGCCUAUUAUGGACGACUGCCUACUGUCAACGUGGCCAUGUCUCUGGUUGCAUUCUGCUGCCGUGCUCUGUGGGCGUAUCAUGGUCAUGUGACCAAGAACAAGAAUAUGAAGUGGUUAAAUGGAAUUGCAAGCGGCUUGGCCUUGGUGCUCCUCUCCAUCGGGUGCAUUUCUCGACUGCUUACUGUGUAGAAUUCGCGAUCGGUUCUUUUUUUUCUCUACAUGUGGUAGAGUUUUGUGAACAAAUCGUUUACCUUUUCCCGGAUAAUCCACAUCGUCCC
Selaginella moellendorffii is the source of this 950-nucleotide messenger RNA. RefSeq lists its product as uncharacterized. The record is from RefSeq and is a predicted model, not a curated record. The transcript is spliced from 8 exons. Lineage: Eukaryota; Viridiplantae; Streptophyta; Lycopodiopsida; Selaginellales; Selaginellaceae. Bases 1 to 861 code for a protein of 286 amino acids.